UAAUUGAAAUAAUAGCAUAAGAUUGUGUUUCUGGGGCAUAUUUGAACCAAAUAAGAGCUAGAAUGAUAAGUACUAUUUUUUGUAGUUUUGAAUACGCCGAGAUUUUGGUUUACUGUUUGUAGAAUUUACAUUGUUGGGUUCUUUGGCUUCUUUUUUUUUUCUCUCUCUUGUAUCUCUUGUAGAAUUUACAUUCUCAUCCUUUUCUUUUUUUCCUUUUCUCUUGUUUCUCAAACAGAGUAAAUUGUCACAUCUGUUCUAGAAGAUUCUUAUAAUAUAUGCUUGAUGAUUUGCAUUUCAAACACAGUUUUGUUGAUCAUAAAUCUAAACCACUAACGUUCGGGUUUCCAUCUCCUUUUAUUGUUAUUGCAUGGAGACUUUAGCAUGAAUAAUCCAUUAUUUUGUAUUCCUCCUUUUCCUGGUUUUCCUUGUGCAUGUCAAAUUGCAUGCUGAACAACUUUCUAAUUACUACUCAUAAUCCUUUCCAUCUACAUUUUUCGAAAGAGAAAUGAUCGCCCAAAAUAUGAUCAUCGGUUACUGUAUUUGGGGACUCAGGGCAAGGCAAAGAAGUUUGUUCAAGCACAGGAUCUCUGGUUUGAAAUUCUAAAAUCCCAGAUAGAAAGUGGAACGCCUUAUAUGCUUUUCAAGGAUACUUGUAAUAGAAAAAGCAAUCAACAGAAUCUGGGGAUAAUCAAGUCUUCGAACUUGUGUACUGAGAUCAUUGAGUUCACUAGUCCUACAGAAACUGCAGUUUGCAAUUUGGCAUCAAUUGUGUUAUCACGAUAUGUCAGGGAGAAGGGGGUCCCUAUUGAGUCACACCUAUCUAAGCUGGUUGGAAGUAAUGGUUCUCAGAACAGAUAUUUUGAUUUUGACAAGCUAGCAGAGAUUACUGAAAUAGUUACCACAAAUCUCAACAAAAUAAUUGAUGUGCAUUACCACCCUGUUGAAACUGCGAGGAGGUCCAACAUGCGCCAUAGGCCAAUAGGCAUAGGAGUGCAGGGUCUUGCAGAUACUUUCAUAUUACUUGGCAUGCCAUUUGAUUCACUGGAGGCUCAGGAGCUUAACAAAGACACUUUUGAGACUAUCUACUACCAUGCUUUGAAAGCUUCUUCUGAGCUUGCUGCAAAAGAAGGCCCUUAUGAGACAUAUUAUGGGAGUCCUGUGAGCAAGAAUAUUCUACUCUCUACUGCUGACAGUGAUUCUGGGAACUCCAUUUUGAGGUUUUCAAAGCUAACUGUAUAACUGGCUGUAGUCUCUAGACCAGUAAUGGUUAGCCGCAUUACUAUACCUAUCCGAAUGUGGAAGUUCCCUGACAUUUUCUGAUGUGCAUGAUGGUUAACUGCUCUGUUUUUUCCCCUAUCUACUCAUCUGACAAUUCAGGGCACUUCAGUUGGUAAACAUUUGGAACUUGUCUUUUUCUGGCAAAAUUUCCCUUUUUGCUGUGACACUAUUGAAGAUGAUUUUCUGUUUUGCAUUUCUGCUUCUUUGUGCAUGUGCCAUUUUGGUGCUUGUGCGUGUAAUGUUGCUGCUGCCAUGUGCACAUGCUCAGGCAUGCCCAUGUGGUGAGUGGCUGUGCAAGUGGCUUUUGCAGGGACAUUUAUUUCAAAGUUAAAAAAAACUUUAAUAUUCAUUGUAUGUGGGUUAAUGUAUGCCUCAGAAUCACUUAAAUGACCUAUUUAACAGAUGAGAAUAUUCUUUUCUUAGGUUCAAGUUUGAUGAUGAACGGGUGACAAAAGAAGAUAUGAAGAGGGCAAUAUGGUGGUUUGGAAGAGGUGAGGAUUUGCUGCAGAAGAAAUAAACUCGGAGAAUACAACAAUAGCACAACCACUAGGCCCUUCUCCAUCUAGUCAUUCCCUGCAUGUGGCGCUCCCUCAUCAAAAGUCACACCCCCUAUAUACCAGCGCAGGGUACAUAGCCUUUGAUGAAUAUGAAGGGAUUGAGGUGGCAUGGAACCAGGUGAAGCUAAACCUGGCAUUCAAUCGGCUGAGUCAGAAUAUUCCAUUCUCCUUAGCUUCCUUGAAAUCUCUCCGUUAUUUGAAUCUGAGUCACAAUUCCCUCUCCGGUUCCAUUGGGGACAAAUUUACUGGUCUGAAGAAUCUAAAACAAAUCCAAAACAAAUGUUCUGGACCAUGGUGAAAAGAUUGAGCUUCUGGUAGACAAAACAGAGAACCUCCGCUCACAGGUGGUGAACCUCAAUAUCAUUGCGGGCCUGAACCUGCUGAAGGACUCCAAAAUACUGGUGCUGAUGCCUUUUACUGCUACACAGUUCACCAAAUAUCAACAGAAGAAACCGGUCCCUUGGAAACAAUGGCAAUCAUUGGCAACAAGGAGAUCAUUGACAUUAACCAAGAUAUGUUAGUUGCUUAGACUGGUGUAAAAAGAAAAAA
Messenger RNA from Magnolia sinica, 2384 nucleotides. RefSeq names its product ribonucleoside-diphosphate reductase large subunit-like. Gene Ontology annotation, molecular function: ribonucleoside-diphosphate reductase activity, thioredoxin disulfide as acceptor; ATP binding. Gene Ontology annotation, biological process: deoxyribonucleotide biosynthetic process. Gene Ontology annotation, cellular component: ribonucleoside-diphosphate reductase complex. The transcript is spliced from 11 exons. Lineage: Eukaryota; Viridiplantae; Streptophyta; Magnoliopsida; Magnoliales; Magnoliaceae. Bases 634 to 1239 code for a protein of 201 amino acids. The record is from RefSeq and is a predicted model, not a curated record.